Daphnia pulex (common water flea) is the source of this 617-nucleotide messenger RNA. RefSeq lists its product as uncharacterized. Lineage: Eukaryota; Metazoa; Arthropoda; Branchiopoda; Diplostraca; Daphniidae. The transcript is spliced from 3 exons. The record is from RefSeq and is a predicted model, not a curated record. The coding region runs from base 88 to 507 and encodes 139 amino acids.
AUAAAUGAUAUGGCUCUACCGACGACAGUCUCACUUUGACCAGGACUGAGAACUAAUUUCGACGACUACUCACAGCCAAAAUCUAAGAUGGGUCGUACAGCACUGUUGAUGCUCUUUUUGUCAAUUUGUCUGAGUUAUGCUUCGGUAUCAGCAGCAAACCAAGAAAGAGACUCACGAUUUUGGCUUCGCCCAAGCGGCAAAAAAUGUAUGGAAUAUUCUGAAAAAUGUACUCGCGUUCAACAGUACUGUGUCCCAAUUUUUAAACAUGUCAGUUGCAGUGAAUGGAAUGAUCGUUGCAAUCGUUACAAUCAACUCUGCCCUAAAUUGGUACAAGUCGUUGCUGCUCCUCCUCAACAAGUCGUCGUUGUUCCUCAACCUCAAGUCGUCGCUGUACCUCAGCAGGUCGUCCCUCAACAAGUUGUCGCUGUUCCUCAGCAAGUCGUCCCUCAACAAAUUAUAGUCCAACGACCUGCCCCCCAAAAAAUUAAGUUCAAAUUGUUCGGUUAAUUUGUGUGGCUUCUUCUUACGCGAAUCAAUUAUUCACGUCCAACGUGACUAAACAUACCCAUGAUAGCCUGUAGUAUGCGUAUUUGAAAUACAUUUAGUUGGCGCUCUGA